Molecule: messenger RNA, 9751 nt
Organism: Lymnaea stagnalis (great pond snail)
Lineage: Eukaryota; Metazoa; Mollusca; Gastropoda; Lymnaeidae
Source: the annotation of a GenBank genome assembly
GUCUAAUAUCACCGUAACUCACAGUAUGAAGAUGUGGUUUGACCCAGUGGAAGCUUUGAACAGUAAGCUGUAUACAAUCGUGUUAAACUCAGAAACAUAAAUAUUUUUCUAUGGUGUACCAUUUUUCGAGAGCCUAGUCGGUUCCAAGUUGUUGUUUUUUUACUUUCAGUUCAUAAAUGUUAAGAGUUUUCUUAAUUCAUGUAUGAGUUACAUAGAUGAAAUAAUAUUCAAUUAUUUGUGACUUAAAUAUUAUAAUAAGAAUAGAUUUUUAUUGAAUGUCUUGGAAAAAUAAUUAACCAAUGAGGAAAUAGCCCAAAUGAACAAGAAUUAUUUAUAAAAAAAAAUUUUUUGUGAAAAACACCGAUUCCAUUUUUCAAAUCUAAUAUUUUAGAAUAAAAUUUUCCCUAUCAAUAGUACACUUAAUUUUACAUCAAAAAUAAUUUGUUAAUGAUUAAAAGCGUGUUUUUGGUCUAUCUACUUAAAUUUAUUUCUAGGAACAUUUGAUUAAAAAUUAGUUCUGGAUAUAUUUUGGAAGGGACUUUUAAAACAUUUCUUAUCAAAUGUUUGUUAAUACAAUAAGCUGGAGUGAGAUUUGUAAGAAAGAAAAACAAUUAAACUCAUGUUUUACUGUUUAUUUUGCAGUUUUCUGUCAAAGCAUCAUGGUGUGGCUUUUAGCUUAUUGGAAAACUAUUCUAAUAAUUCUUAUAAUCUGCGCACUGGCAUUUGUGAAAGUGAGGAAUUACUUUGGUGAUCGAAUUUUUUUUUUACUUUCUUUCAUAGUCACUGGUAUAUGUCAUUACUGCUUUAAAGAUGAUUUUGCAAAUUGUUGGAUAUUUGAUUUUAUAAAAAAUCAUUUAAAUUUUCUUCGCCUAAAGGAUAAUUUAAAACUAGGACCUUCAUCUCCCGAAAAAACGUCCGAGCCUAAUAAAGCUUCAAAUAUAUAUUCUGAGCAAAAGAUUAGUGAUAACAAAUAUUUAACUACGUGGCAUAAAUGGCUUAUGAUUGUUGGGGAAAGAGGAAGUGGAAAAGCAAGAUUAUUCAAAUCUUUGGAAUUGGACAAUAUUAGGGAAACUACAAAAUUUCGAAACGGUAGCAACAGUAUUCAACAUCUUCAUGUAUACUGUGUUAGGAACCACAUUAAAAGACAAGACUUUCAGCAGUCACCAAACCUCAAAUUAUUUGGAAAUGUUAUUUUUGACGUGAGAAAAAAAAUGGACAAUUUGCAUGCUCUAUUAUACUGUUUUUCGCUUAAAUCUGGCUUUAGUGCGCAAGAUUUAGAGAACAUAAAUUCGAUGGAAAAAAAAUUUGGACGAAAAUUUCUUAAACGCCAUUUGAUUUUGGUAAUUGUCGGCAAAAAAAACUCAAUUAAAGAUUUUCAAAAAUUGCUGAGAGAAACUGAGAAUAGAAGUUUACGAAAUACACUUCAAGAGUGCCAUUAUAGAUGCAUCGAGUUUAAAAAAGAGGAUGAACAUCAUUUUAGCAAUUACCCUUACAAAGAUUUACUAGAGGUGGUUGAACAAAUUAAAUAUGAUAAUGCGAAUCAUGUAAUGGACUCAAACGAUGAAGAUGUAUCUGAUGGUCCCCGAGAACAAAACGAAAUAAAACGGAAAGACAAAUGUAUUGUCUGUGACAAUUGUACGUCGACGAACGUGGACAUCGCAAGUGCUCCUAAAGAUAAAACAAUUUUUAAUAUAUACACUUUUUUGUUUAUUACAAUGUACAUAUGCAUUUUCGGCACACAAACAAAAUGAUAUUCUUAACGAAGACAGCAUGUUACAAUUACGGUAGACAAAUGUUAACAGAAAACAAGUGAAUUAUUACACAUGGGUAAAAAUCAGUCAUUUAUUACCAUAGAAUUUUACUACCAUAUUGACAAUAGUGAAUUAAUUAGUGAUUAUUUAGAUUUGUUAUCCGCUUGGGAAGCACGCUGGUAAAUUCAAACUGACAGGGGAACAAAUAAUUGUGUAUAUCUUUGUGUACUUUAGUUUAGGGGAUAUUGCAAGAUUUCUUAAUAAUUCCUUUUAAUCGAUGCUUGGUGUCCAAGUAAAAAAUGUUGAUAAUUUUAAACGUUACUGACAUGGAAAUCAUUCUGCUUAAAACAACCUUGGUGCAUUUUAUCAGAGAAACAUGUAAAUGAGGCAAACUAUUUUAUAAUAAAUGUAUUUUAUUUCAAAAUAAUCAAGCCAAAGGGGCUGACCAAAUAAAGCAUGCAAUUAUAAGUCAUUUUUAUACUAAAAAUUGCUAUUGUUUAUUAAUAUAAGAAUGCUAAUAACGGAAAGUAUACGUUUGCAUUAUAAGCUUCUCCUGGAAUACAUAAACCAAAGAAUUUAUUUUUAACAUAGUUUUUAAAAAAGAAAGAAUAAUUAUUAUUAAUAGUGAAGAAUUUAAUUUUCAUAGUCAUAAGCAUCGUGGUUUUAUUUCAUCUCCAAAUGCUAACGAUUUUAACAUUACAUUUUUAAAAAAAUUAAAUAAAAAUACAAGAAGAUCUUGCGAUAUGUAACAUAUUUUAAAUCAAUUUUAAAGAAAUUCUACUUGAACACGACGGGCUUAGAGGAAAUUUAAAAUUGUUCAAGGGAAAUGAAAUACAUGAGAACAACGCUGAAUUAUGAAAAGAAAUGAUAUUUUAAAAAUUUUAAAAAUUAAAACUUUAAUAAAGAUAAUAAUACGUACCAAUUGUAACUUCAAUAAAUGUUUUAGUCUCGUGUCUUUCGCUAUUCACUCCCAUAUAAGAUCUAUGGCAGGGACACUGUGGUGGAGGGGGAACAGUGCAGCCAUCCCGCGAGCCCACAUCACUACUGGCCAUGGCUACACAGCUAGGAAAAAUAUUAUUUGAAGUUAUAUUAUAAAUUAGGAAGUUUUAGUCAUUAGAAAAUGUGUUUGGUUUUUAAAAAAACGGGACAUUUAGGCGUCCCAAGAGACUUCUCGGGGACGACGGGUACGAUCGUGAAAAAACGGGACAAUCCCGUUUUUACGGGAUAUUUGGUCACCCUAUGUUAUGGCGAGCACAUUUAGUUUGCAUAAUGUGGAGCAAUCCGUGGAGAAAAGUAUGAUCACAGUAAUCACUGUCCCUUUCAUGUACAAUUAUCUUUCUGGAACACGUUCUCUUAUGUUCGGCUGAUUAAAGAAAUCAUUUUAAAAAUAUACUGCAAAAGAUGAAGUCAAUGAUUUUUCAUAUCUGAAACAAAAAUAUAUUUUUUAUUUUGGCAAUGGAAAUGUAUUUAUAUAUCGCAGAUUGAGGUGUAGGCGAUUAUUUUUAUUCUUUUUUUUGUUUUGUUUUUGUAGAAUUGUAUUUCGAAGACUACCCUCUACAUAUUUGUAUGUUUUAACAGUAAAUCUAGCUUUACAAUACGUCGGUCGACUGUUGAGAAAAUUAAUGAAACACUUAAAUCUAUUUAUAAAUUAAUAAAAUUUUGGGAUCCAUAUAAGUCAUUGUGAAAAAAUGUAUCCAUCGAAGAGUAAAAAUAGAAUUAUGAGUGUUUUUUCAUUCACAAAAAACAUCAUACAUUUUAAGAGAAUUUGUAUAAUUUUGUUUCAGCCUCGUAUCCACAGAGGCAAGGAUUAUCAAAUACUCAAAAUAAUGAGCCUGGUUGCAGGUAAAAUAAACUAACUGAUAAUUAAUCACAGUGUCUUAAAUAAUAAUCAUAUUAUAUCAUUGUCAAAUUAAGCUGCCUAAAAACAGUUGUGUUCCUUGCAUGUUAAAUGUGUCUCUGUAUACAUACGAAUUGCUGAUACUACAACAUCAACGCCUAUUAGAAAUGAUUUUAGAAUUUUGAACACGUGCAAUAUUUUAGCAUGAAACAUAGGGUAAAGGAUAUGGAAUCAGAGUUGCGUUGUGUGUUGUGACUUUGACAAGUUGGUCAGUUGAUCGAGUGUCAACUCUUGUCAUGUCAAGGACGUUAACGGGGUAUUUGUUGUUGAAAGAGACCUAACAAUUUUAGAGACAGAGAGAGAGAGAGAGUUUUUUGGUCAGAGUCACGGUGGGGCAUUUUGACUGGUACUAAUUUUCUCCUGGACGUAAUUAAGUAAUAUAUUCGUUUGUGUACCAAGUGGAUUUUUCGUACAGUGUACAUGACUACGCAAUGUUGUGAUAAAUUGAAAUUACACUAUCAGAUAUGUGAUGAGGUAAGAGACAAUGUACAAAACAAAUAGGCUGAAUUGGUUAGACGGAAUAUUUGACACGUGAAUAUUUGACAACGGAAAAUUUGACACAUAGUAUUAGAAAAAUGAAAGCUUGUGAAAUAAAAUUAGAUUCUUUUUUAUAUCAUAAGCACUAACUACAAUAUACAAUACUAGUUUUUUUUACUACUCAAAUGAAAAUCAUUUUCUAGAUUUCUGAAAGUACACUCUUCUCGAAAAAUUACUUUUACAUAUUUAUUUUGAAGGCAUAAAUCUAAAUUAGUUAUACACUGUAGUAAAGUUGGCAUGUACUAAUAUUUGAUUACUUGUAAAUUAUAGAUGUUAAAGCUGUUGAAAAUUGGGAAAAAAUGCUAAGUUUUAAAACAAAGUAAUUUUCGUAUUCAAAAAAAAAAAUAAAAAUAUUUUGUAUUAAAACGAAGAAAAGAAAGUAGUGUAUGAUGGGCUUUUUUUUUGUUAAGCUUUACACAAUUUUCUUAUAAAGAAUGUUUAGCAUUAAUUUUUUGUACGAAUACGAAACCAAAAUUAUAAAACCUUUUAAAUAUAUUUAAAACAUAAUUUGAAAUUUUGUUACAUUCAUUAGAAAUUUCACUAAAAUUUAGCUUCACUUUUCUACCAUAUUAGCGGAAAAUCGAAAAUCACAUAUCUCUCUUAUCUAGAAAAAGAUGCUAUAACUUAUUUUCCCGUCUGUAACAUCCUUACGUUUUAUGACAUAUCAUUUAUCUCAUUAAAAUUUACACCCACAUUUCAAUGAACUUUACUUUUUGGAAUGUGGAUAUAAAAGAAAUGUUGUCAUUUUUAACAGAAAAUCUUACCCAUACUUUUAUUUUUAAAGAGCCCUGAACUGUAAAGAAAAAGAUAUGUCUAUAAUUUAAACAAAAUUAGAUUUUUAUGUGUGUCAAAUGAUUGGGUUUUGGAAUAUUGUUAUCCAUAUAAAAAUGUUCCCACUAUCUCCCUUUCGAAAUUGAAUUCUAUUUUUUUAAAAAUUAUUAACUACACCUUUUUAAUAUUAACAUAUUAUGGUUUAUACUCAUAAAAUGUGCUCACACUUUUUCCUCGCUCCUAAACUGUGUGCUAAAAAUAAAAUUUACCUUUAUUUACGCAUGUAUAUUUUAUUUUUAGCAUCUUUAAAUUUUUUUUUUUUGAUUUCCUUAAAAUAAUAGAUAUUCAUUAUCACGAUUUCCAAAUGGCCUAAAAAUUAUUAAAGCUUUUCAUUUUUUAACGUUAUAUGAAUACCCUAGCUCAUGCUUAUAUUUACUGAAAUAUUAUAUUCCCUGAAAAGGACGUAGGUAUUGCUCUUUAAUGGCCCCGGCAAGUAUGGUACAGGCCCACCUCAUCUGGUCGGUUGGGAGCACCCCAAUCAUACCAGUCGUUAAUGUCGAGCACUGGGCUAGAAAGUGCUCUACUGUUUCCGGCGCUUGUCCACCAUGAAGGCAGCUUAGGUCCCGCAAUGGGUGUAACCUGUUCAUGUAACUACGGGAAGGGCAAUUCUUUGUUCUCAUUUGGGUGUUGAGGGUCUAACAUUGAUCGACCUUUGGUUUGUUUUCAGCAUGCUCUGGUAAAGUUUUCGGGCAGUGGUACUAUCACUGCCUUCUAUUGGGAGAGCUUAAUCUCAUAUUUUAAUUUUAUCGCUCGUUCAAACAAUAAAAUAAAAAAGGAGGAUACCAUAGAGCAUAACCAUUGCAAAAAUACGACACUUAAAACAGUGCUAAUUGCGAUUAAUAAUAUAAUGAAGUACUAAAUAUUAAUAUAAUUACAAAACAAAAGAAAUAUAAUUACAAUCAUCAACUUACUGAGUAUGGGAAUGUCCUGUACCGGUACAAAGUUAGUACAAUGUGCUAAUUAAUAAAGUACAAUGAUGAAUGCGAAUCAACACUUAUGAGUACACACAAUAAUACAAUUGUCUCGUGAAGUGAGAAAUAUAUAUCAAUCAAAUCUCUCGAUCAAUCUCCGUGAAUCUCUUUCCCUGUCCAUCCCUUAUAUAUGCAGCGUAAGACGCUUUCCAGAAAAAUUUAGACUUUGUUUACGUUUCUCGUUGAAUUGGGAACGUUCCACAACAUACUAUAAGAACGAUCUUCAUUUGGCAGCGGCAGCAAACACGCAAGAUAAAAAAUAGGCCACGCCCAACAUGAAAGCAGUCCAAUCUGGGGUCAACCAGAGUUCACGGCACGGAGAAAAUGUCGUAAACACAUCCUACAUAACAGGUACCCUGUUCCCAUUCUUUAAUCCAAUCCUCAAGGAAGAGGUCCUUGAUCCAGACAUUGACCCACAGUUGGGUCAUUGGCUGGUCGGUUAGGUUGAGGUUGUAAAGGUUCUUGUCUCUCAAGAUAGUCAGCUCUAUCUUGUGGUUGGAUCCCCGCAUGUCCUGGGAUCCAUUGAAGGGUCAUUUUGCGUCCGUGAGACUGUAUGUCUUGUACGAGCUCUAAUAUUUCAAUGGCAAUUUUCAUGUUCAAAGAGCACCUCUUCACAAUUUCUAGAGCACAUUGUGAAUCGGUGAACACUACGACGGAUGGAAGUGUUUUGCGUCUGGCUAGACGACGCCGCACUUGCUUCAGGCCCAUUAAUGUAGCUUCGAUUUCUGCUUCUGCUGCAGUGCUGUUCGUGCCUCUUGGGCCUGAAAUCUCCUGUGUUGGAGAUACAUUUUUUGGAUACUGUAUGAGUGCAUCGUAGCCUGCCCGCUUCUCGCCUGCGAGAUAGGGGCUGUCUGUGAAAAUUAAUACCACGUUGUCCUUGUAGGCCUCAAUCGUCUCUAUUGCAGCCCCUUUUGCUCCUUUUGGGGACACGACUUGUUAAAUGCAUAGUUUGACAGGGUCAGACGUACAUCAAUAUGUUCGCAGCUAUCCUGGGAUUAUAUCUCCUGGAUCAGGCGUAUUUUCUACCUGUUUCCUGGUAAAGGUUGCUUAUUCUGAAGUGAAUCGACCGCAUCUAUAAAGGAGGGUCUUUUAAUCCUUGUCCGCUUUUCCCAGCGGUCAUGUAGUUGGAAACAGGGUUCUAUUCUUUCCAUUCGAUGGUAACGCUCUACGGUUGUUAUGAUAGCUUUGUCUCUCAUGAUGUUGAGUGGUUUUGUGUCUGAGAUUAUUUCCCCGGCAACCGAGAGUGUAAUUUUUAAUUUACAGCAAAAGCUCAAAAUAAAAUUUUAUAGAUACAAUUUUUAUUAACGGAUUUUGAUAUAGUGAUAUCUUUAUUAAAAAUUUUAAACAAACUUUUGCCUUUAUUUUUUUUUUACUAUGUUAUCGUAAUAUCGUAAAAGAUGAAUGCAUUUUUUAUCUGAAAAGGAUUAUUUAAACCGUUUUUCACCUAAAUAACUUUCUUUAAUGUCUUUUUUUUUAAUAAAGAUAGUUAUUAAUCUCAUAAAAAUACAUUUUACUUUUAAAAGAUAAAUUUAAUCCACGUUUGUUUUCGCACUUAUUUGACUGCAAUCGAGCAUUUUAUUUUCAUAUUUUUCAAAUACAUUUAGAUUGGAGGUUUAAACUAAAUUUUGCAAUAUUAACAACGCAUUAAGAAACACAAAAACAACCGAUGUUUAUUUAUUUUUUGCGCAUUGAAAUUGUUUCGAUUUUCUUAAAAUAAUUGACAUCAGUUAUUGUUUUUAAGAAUUCGAACUUAUAUAAAUAUGCAUCGUUUCUCUAGAAUUAUAUGGUCAGUCUUGCUCCUUCUUAAUUACAUAUUUUUUUAUAUAUGGCAAUAAUACACUUCUUUAUUCAUUUGCAAUACAUGUAAUUCGAGAUAUCAAACAUUUCACUUUUUAAAACAGAUCCAUUUUUAUCUAUUAAACAGAAAGUCUUCAGCUACUAUUUCACGAGAUGAUAUUAGUUUACUUCUGAUUGGCAAAGUUGGAGUUGGCAAAAGUGCAACUGGAAACACAAUCCUGCGAAAAAGGGUCUUCAAGGCUCGGUCCGCCUCUACCUCCUUGCCAAACAGUAUACAGUUGGGAUACUCAGAAGUUCAGGGUCGAGGCAUUAAAGUUGUCGAUACAUCGGCUAUCACAGAUGCUGUCAUGAACAGAGAAGGUGCCAUCAAUUUGAUGAUAGAUACGGUAAAUCAGGCAAUGGAAAUGAACCCUGAUGGAUACCACGCGAUUCUUCUAGUUGUCAGAUUUGACUGUAGGUUUACAAAAGAGGACAUCAAGAUCUUAAAUCUACUCAAAGAGGUCUGCGGUGACGAUUUCUUAAGAAAAUAUUGUAUCCUACUCAUGACAUGUGGAGAUAUGUAUGACCUCGAACAUGCAGAAACGGGUUGUGGAAUUUUUGAAGAUUGCUCUGAUGCUCAGAAAGGCUAUUUAAAUGUUUUGUUCAAAGAAUGUAACAAGCGGUUUGUGUUGUUUGAUAACAUAACCAAAGAUGAGGUUAAGUUAAGCGACCAACACAACCGUUUGAUUAAUCUGGUCGAUGCUCUGAGUGCUGGUGGCUUGAGGUACAGUGGAAAACAAUUUCAGAUGUCAAAAAAGCAGCGAGACCGACUUCUAAAAGAGUCUAAAAAACUACACGAUGUGUUUAUUGAGAUUGGUUUGAUUUUCCGACAGCUGAACCAGGUCCAGCUUGAAGAUCCAAUAAAACAGAUCCGACAGUUAGAAGAUAUGAUAGAUCGCAUAGAGGCUCUCCGUGCCAGUAUAAUAAAUGAUGAUAUAGGUACCGGGGCUUUGAAUUCUGUCAUUAGAAAUGUAGAAAACGUCAAAACCAAUGUGACGGACCAAUUGACCAGUGCCCAUAGAGCCAUUGAGAUGAGACAGUCCCAAGAAAAACAGAAGCAGGAAAACGAGAGACUCAGAGUUGAAAGAGAAGCGAUACAAAGAGCUUUGGACGAGGAGAAGAGAAAGAACUCAAUUAGUGGAUCGCCUUGAUGGAGGAGGAGAGAGAGAGAGAAGAAUGAAGAGGAGAGGCAGCAGAUAUAAAGUUCCUAAUUCGCGUUGAUAAAUAGAGACCAUGGCUUGGAAAAGGAAUACAGCAAUGUAAAAGGAGACAAGACAGCAUGGAUCCUCGGUAUGGUGACCCAACUGUCAUGACCCACGUGCUACCCAUGGUAAUCGGAGUGUUUCAGUAAGAAACUGGCCGAGAUGACGUAACAAAAGAAAAGCCUAAGCUUAAAAACAGAAUGCUCUAUUAAUUUCUUUAAAAUUAUCCACAUGUUAAAGUAAGAGGGUUAUCAAAUUGAAAAUGUGUUUGUUUCCUUACAAGAUAGUGCACAUUCUUGACCCUUAAAUCCACAACAAAGAAAAUUUACCAUUUUGCACUAUGUCAGACAUUAUGUGUGUUGUAACAUUUUAUUGUAAAUUUAAACUGAUAUCAUUUGCGUGCAAGGAACAAUUAUUCUAAAAAUAUUAUAACAUCAUUCUUCCAAGUUUCUAAUGCUUUUUUCAAAUGUCUGCAUCUUUUUUUCGUAUAGUUAACUUAUAAAUUUUCAUUGCAGAAAAAAAUGAUGUUGAGAUGGGGGUUUUUUGUCUUAGAGGUUAUACAAUAAAACUAACUUGAUUUAAAAACAAUGUCUUACAUGUAAUAUAUAUAUAUCUGUUUAAAUAUAUUAAGAUAUAGCUUUAGAUACAUUACAAAAUACCUUCUUUUAUGUUCUAUGUAUUGUUGACUUUUCUAUUCAUAGGUAUUUUUAAUAAAAUAGUCAUUUU